UAUCGAUAAGUUUCCCAUCACUAUUGUAAACAUUGUUACUUUCUUGGUUCAUGUUUCAUGUGGUCGUUUUAAUUUUAGCCGGUUAUUCUACGGAAUAAAAUAAGGUGCUUGAGCAUGUUGACGAAAAAGAGAAAACGCGAUAUAACUUCAAACAGCGCUGCAAAGUGGAGAAAGAGAAUCGUGCGCCAGUUUGCUGAUGGAUGGCUUGAAAGUGAUAACUGCCACAACAACACUGGCAAAGCGGACCCUAAACAAUUAAAUGGUAUCGCAAAUCAGUACGCAAACUUUGUAAAAAGUGGCACUCAAGAAAGUUUCCCAAAGAUCGAGAACGUUGCCGAUCCUGGUCUUCCGAAACGGGACAUUGAUCGAUUGAGUAACGUGAUAGGAUAUAUGUACAACGAUGAUAAGAUUUCUCUGAAAUUGACCUUCGAACAGGCUGGUCUAUUAUUGGAGACAAAAUACGAUGAAGAAGAACGCGUGUUCCGUUACCUGGUAAACGAUCGGGAAAUUUGUAGCGCUGAAGGAGAUCUGAACGAAGCCCACACGAAAGCCAGAGAUAAAUUGGUACAAAUUAUUCGUUAUUACUGUUACACGGUAAAACGACUGAAACCAUUCCACACCCGGCGGGGUGUGUUGAAGAAACUCCCUGGAAAACAGUCGGAAAAGCAAACAUUCAGUGCUCAUCAGCUAGACGAAGACAACAUUGGCUUUCGUAUGCUGCAGAAGCAAGGUUGGACUGGUGGUUCUCUAGGGAGCAGUGAGGAGGGUAUUUUAGAACCGAUUGGAUUUCAAAAGAAGUCCGACAAAGUUGGCUUUGGGGCCACUCGUCCUGAGAAAAUACCCAUCGAGGCGUUUAUGUUGGUUAUCAAGCAGUACGCAUCCGGCAAUGCGUUGUAUGAUUUAGUGUUCAGUCCACAAUUCUCCAAGCAUCAGGUCAUCAAACUUAAAGAUUAUGCUGCAACGCUGAAGCUCUUUCCACAAAUGAUCGGAAAAAAGAAACAACUCGUCAUCAGCAAAAAUUUAACUCUUCGCGCUAUAAAAAUAGGGGUCCUCAAAGGCCAUUCUGAUUUAUGUGCAAAAUAUGCGGUUAUACCGCCCAUAUCCCAUUAGUUCUAUCUGUUUGUUAAUACAAUAGAGGUUAACUCUAUCCGAUUA
Wyeomyia smithii (pitcher-plant mosquito) is the source of this 1155-nucleotide messenger RNA. RefSeq lists its product as uncharacterized. Lineage: Eukaryota; Metazoa; Arthropoda; Insecta; Diptera; Culicidae. Bases 115 to 1110 code for a protein of 331 amino acids. The record is from RefSeq and is a predicted model, not a curated record. Gene Ontology annotation, molecular function: nucleic acid binding. The transcript has 3 exons.